UGAAAAAUAAAUUGGGCCAGUUGGAAGUGAUUUUGGACCACACAUUGGUUGACAUAAUAUGCUUAAAUGAGCAUUGGCUAAACAGCGAAGAAAUAUGUUAUUAUGUGCCUGACGACUUUGUUUUAGCCAACUCUUUUACUAGAUCAUCCUCAUAUGGUGGUUCCUCAAUUUAUCUUAGGAAGAACAUGUCUUUUAAGUGUAUUGACAUUUCUGCAUUCUGUCAAGAAUUUAUCUGUGAGGGUUCAGCAGUUAGAGUAUCUGACUGGAAUAUAAUAAUUUUGUGCAUAUAUCGUACUCCUGACUCUAGUUUUAGACUUUUCAUAGACAACCUAGACAAUCUUCUGCAACACGUCUUCAAGAAAUUUGUAAAAAACAAUGAACGGGUAGCCUUGGCUGGUGAUCUCAAGGUUGACUUUUUAAAUCUAGAAAGUUCUGAAACGGAAGUGUUCCUGAAUUUAUUAAGAUCUUUUAACCUCUACUGUACAAACCACAGCCCAACACGUCUUACUGCUGGCCUGGACAACAUCUACACCAACCUAACACCGGACUACUACGAAGUUUCCCUGGUUGACCAAGAUAUCUCCGAUCACACUGGAGUCUGGCUGAAACUUAACCUACAUCAUGACGUCCCUGCUCCCAAAGAAGACACACCAAUGAGAAAGAGACGCUUAAUGAACGAGACUACAUGGACGAUCGCCUCACAUCAUGACCUGUUUAUCUGAUGUAAACUCUUUAUCUUUAUCUUUGUCUGCUCUUAUCUUGUUUUUAAGCUAUGUGUCUCAACUCUAUGUAUUUUACCAUAUAAAAUUCUUG
Macrosteles quadrilineatus (aster leafhopper) is the source of this 813-nucleotide messenger RNA. RefSeq lists its product as uncharacterized. Lineage: Eukaryota; Metazoa; Arthropoda; Insecta; Hemiptera; Cicadellidae. The record is from RefSeq and is a predicted model, not a curated record. The transcript is spliced from 2 exons. The coding region runs from base 186 to 722 and encodes 178 amino acids.